UCUGUAGAGAGCGAAACUGGCACAUAAAUAUGAUAUUAAACUCACGAAUCUCUGUAAUAGCAGCUCACUCCAACUCCAUUACCAAAUCUUCACCACUCUCCAAUGUCAAACUUCUCAAAUGUAAAACAAAUCUCAUGCCAUUGAAACUCACAAAUCCAAUAUUUUUUCUUCUUGUUAAUUUCUCGAAACUCCAUUUUUUGUGUUCCUCGAUCUCGGAUAGUUGAAUUUAUCCUCAAAUCUCUCGUCUCAAUUUGCAGAAUUUCUCCAUUUUGAGGAUUUUACUGUAUUUAAUGGCUGACAUAGUGAAGCAGAUCUUGGCAAAGCCAAUUCAAUUAGCAGACCAAGUAACAAAAGUAGCAGAUGAAGCAAAUUCAUUCAAACAGGAUUGCGCAGAUAUUAAAUCCAAAACAGAGAAACUAGCCGCGCUGCUUCGUCAAGCAGCGCGAGCUAGCAAUGAUCUUUAUCAACGUCCAACGAAACGAAUCAUCGAAGAUACUGAACAAGUACUCGAAAAAGCCCUAUCAAUUGUCGCGAAAUGUCGGGCCAAUGGGCUCGUAAAACGAGUCUUCACUAUCAUCCCUGCUGCUGCAUUUAGGAAAAUGACUUCUCUAUUGGAAAAUUCGAUCGGUGAUGUAUCGUGGCUCCUCCGUGUUUCUGCAUCGGCGAAUGACCGGGCUGAUGAGUAUUUGGGGCUGCCGCCGAUUGCUGCUAAUGAACCUAUAUUGUGUUUGAUUUGGGAACAGAUUGCGAGUUUGUAUACUGGCUCGUCAGAUGAGAGAUCGGAUGCAGCUGCUUCUUUGGUUUCGUUAGCUCAGGAUAAUGAUCGGUAUGGCAAGUUGAUCAUUGAAGAAGGUGGAGUCGGACCCUUGUUGAAGUUGUUGAAAGAAGGGAAAUUGGAAGGUCAGAAGAAUGCUGCUAAGGCGAUUGGACUUCUAGGACGUGACCCUGAAAGUGUCGAACACAUGGUACAUGCUGGAGUUUGUUCAGUAUUUGCGAAAAUCCUCAAAGAAGGUCCGAUGAAAGUUCAAUCAGUAGUGGCAUGGGCAGUUGCAGAGCUCGCUUCACAUUAUCCGAAAAGCCAAGAUCUUUUUCAGCAGCAUAAUAUAGUCCGGUUACUGGUUAGCCAUCUCGCGUUUGAGACAGUUCAAGAGCAUAGCAAGUAUGCUAUUGUCAGCAAAGCCACUUCGAUUCACGCUGUUGUUUUGGCUAGUAAUAACAAUAGUAACGUGAACAGGGCGAACGAGAAUGAUGGAAAGGUUAGUGUUCCACAUCCAUUGGGGAAUAAUAAGUCUAAUCAGAUGCACAAUGUGAUUACCACCACUAUGUCGAUGAAGGGUCUAACGAAGACCCCUCAGGAGAAUGUUGUCAAUAAUGGCGUGAACCAGACGUUGAAUCACCUGAGCAAGAUUAAUGGAACUAACAACGUGAAGCAAAAUCAUGUCAAUCAUCUACAGCUUCAGCAUCAGCAUCAGAACAGUGUUUGUUCAACGGGGGCGAGUAAUAAAGGGAGAGAAAAUGAGGACUCUGCUACCAAGGCUUAUAUGAAAGCGAUGGCUGCAAGAGCAUUAUGGAAACUUGCCAAGGGAAAUUCCUCAAUUUGUCGUAGCAUUACUGAAUCACGAGCACUGCUUUGCUUCGCGGUACUCCUGGACAAAGGUACAGACGAUGUUAAGUACAAUUCUUCUAUGGCAAUAAUGGAAAUUACAGCAGUGGCAGAACAAGAUGCUGAUUUGAGACGGUCAGCGUUCAAGCCUAAUACAACAGCCUGCAAAGCUGUUGUUGAUCAAUUACUGGGAAUCAUCAAAAAAGGAGAUUCAGAUUUGCUUAUUCCAUGUAUCAAUGCUAUCGGAAAUUUAGCUAGGACUUUUCGAGCAACAGAAACAAGGAUCAUUAGUCCUUUAGUCAAGCUGCUUGACGAGCGCGAACCAGGAAUCUCCAAAGCAGCAGCAUUAGCCCUUACAAAAUUCGCUUGUUCGGAUAACUACCUUCACAAGGAUCACUCCAAGGCCAUCAUAAAUGCUGGAGGGGCAAAACAUUUGAUUCAACUUCUUUACUUUGGUGAACAAAAAGUUCAGAGUCCUGCAUUGCUUCUGCUUUGCUACAUCGCGUUGCACGUUCCUGAUAGCGAAGCGCUUGCUCAAGCCGAGGUACUGAUAGUGCUCGAGUGGGCCUCCAAGCACGCGUACUUGAGCCAACACGAAAAGGUAGAGAGGUUGUUACAGGAAGCAAAUAGCAGGCUGGAACUUUAUCAGUCUAGAGGAUCAAGGGGAUUCCAUUGACUUGUAAUAAAAUAAAUGUGUAGAAUCUGUAUGUUUUAAGAUUAAAUUUUCUGUUAUUUGUUUUAGAUUUUUUUGAUUUAUUUCCUGUUGGUAUGAAAUGUACAUAAGAUAUGUCUUUUUAACCCUGCACUAGUUGUGUAGAAUAAGCUCCUAAUUGGAUCACCAA
Messenger RNA from Solanum dulcamara, 2445 nucleotides. RefSeq lists its product as uncharacterized. Lineage: Eukaryota; Viridiplantae; Streptophyta; Magnoliopsida; Solanales; Solanaceae. The transcript is spliced from 2 exons. Gene Ontology annotation, molecular function: protein binding. Gene Ontology annotation, biological process: cell surface receptor signaling pathway. The record is from RefSeq and is a predicted model, not a curated record. The coding region runs from base 291 to 2279 and encodes 662 amino acids.